AUUACCUUACCACUUUCAAACGAGAGGAACUCUGGGAUACCAUUACCAGGUCCAGUACACAUAGAUACAUCCCAGCAGCCAGUAUUGGUUAAUGCAUUGCAAUCUCAGUCACAGACAUCACUACCAAUCGCUAUAGCUCCAACAUCUCUACCUGUUGCUGUAACAGCGGCAUCACUCAUGCCAAUAACAACUAUAGCAUCAGAAAGACAACAACAACAACAACCUAAUUCUCAACAACCAAUUAGCAUUAAUGUCAACAUCAAUAUGGGUGGUGGUGGAAACAACAUGCUUGUACCAUCGAAUCGUCAGAUUGGUAAAGAUACGUCUGUCUCUUCACCUAAUGAUGUUACAACCAUACAUUGUAUUACCACCAAUUCUAACCAGGCAGAUGCUGUUACCAUGGUUCCAAUAAAUAAACAAGCUGAUAUGGAAAAUAUUCUGACAGAGACAUUAGUAACGGAACUAUGGUGUGUUGACUGUGAAUGUAGUCAUUGUGGUGACUGUCCACAACAUGGUCCUUUAAAUCUGAUUGAAGAUACACCAAUAGAAAGCAAAGCCAGGAUGAGUUUACCAAAACUAUUGAGAUUUCAAAAAUCAAUGAUUUCUAACCAUUCUGUAGGUGUUUGGACAUAUGAAUCACUGGGCAGUAGAUGUCAAUUUGGUCCUCUGAAUGGCAAAAUAAUCAAAAAGAACGAUGAAACUAUUCCACAGGAAGUGCUCAACUCACCGAUGGUUUGGGAGAUAUUCAUUGAUGGUAAGUCAAGUCAUUACAUCGAUGGCAGAGAUGAGUCUGAGUCAAAUUGGAUGAUAUUUGUCAAGAGAGCUAGAAGACAGUCGGAACAGAAUUUAGUUGCAUACCAAUAUGGAAAUAGUAUUUAUUUCACAACAAAACAUUCGAUAGAACCUGGGAAGGAAUUACUACUUUGGUAUAACAGAGAAUAUGCAAAACUUAUAGGUGUGACAGAAAAACCUGAAGAGUCUUACAAAUGCAGUAAAUGUGAGAAGCAGUUUGCUGAUUUGAGUCAACUUGGUCGUCAUAUGAAAUACUCGCAUCCUGACAUGAGCUGUAGGAAAUGGAAAUGUCACAUGUGUGACCGAGCGUUUACAUCAUCCGCUAAAUUAAACGUACAUGUGUUGGUUCAUAUGGGUGUCAAACCACAUAAAUGUGAACACUGUGAUAAGACAUUUACUGAUCCGAGUAAUCUUAGGAUGCAUGUCUCCAUACACACUGGACUUAAGAAAUUUCAAUGUGAUAUUUGUGGUAAUUCAUUCCGUCAGAAAGCACAUUUACUUUCCCACAAGAUCACACAUACUGGAGAAAAGAAACUGAAGUGUCAAUAUUGUGAUAAGAUGUUUAGUCGACAUUCUGACGUCAAACAGCAUACAUACAUGCAUACCAAGGAAAAGGAGGUGCCAUGCCAAGAAUGUGGUAAGACAUUCUGGAGACUUCAGCACUUGAAAAAACACAUGAAAGUACACUCUGGCGAAAGAAACUAUAAAUGUGAGAAAUGUCAAAAGGGAUUUGUCACUAAGUACCACCUAAAAAGACACAGUGAAGCAUGUAAAGGACCAAAAGAGAAUAAAUCCACAACAACAAAAACAACAAAAAACAGUUCCACAGUACGCAUGGCAGCUGAUAGUAGUAAUGAACCGAGUAAGACUAUUGAUAGACCCAGACGAACUCGGCGACUUAGACGGCGUAAUAAUUAUGAUGAUGAUGAGGAGGAACAACCAGAAGAUUUUCAACGUCGUGCACAUGUACCUCAACAAGCAGCGCAUCAAACGCAUCAACCUGAAAUAUUACAAAUACCGCAACAUUCUUCCAGUUUGCUUAGCCAUCAGGCCAGCAAUGUCUCUCUCGGCCCAUCAACAUAUCAAACUUCCGGAAUGCAUCAACCGAAUAUGUUGCUACAAAGUCAUCAUCUUCAGCAUCCCAUUAUUACAGUGCCUGUCACCUCAAGUAUACCUAUCAUUCAGAAUUUGCCACUUACACACACCAUUCCCAACACUGCUCACAAUAUCACCAUCUUGCCUAACAUGCCCCUGAAUUUACCCUCAAUGACAGCUGCACAGCAUAACUUACCCACAAUUACAUCGCACAGCAUACUCCCCAUUCCCAGCACAUCCCAUAGUUUACCCACAAUGCAAACUACAUCCCAUAAUAUGCAAACAAUGUCUGAUGAAGUGAUAACCAAUGAAGUUUGUGAAGCAUCCUCUAAUCAAGAACAAGAUGCAGUCACAUCUAGCAUAGAAGAAUAA
Molecule: messenger RNA, 2259 nt
Organism: Saccoglossus kowalevskii
Lineage: Eukaryota; Metazoa; Hemichordata; Enteropneusta; Harrimaniidae
Biological process (GO): regulation of transcription by RNA polymerase II
Molecular function (GO): RNA polymerase II cis-regulatory region sequence-specific DNA binding; DNA-binding transcription factor activity; protein binding
Source: RefSeq, a predicted model, not a curated record